UUCGUCUUUGUCAUAAUCCCUUCAAGCCCAAGCAACAAAGGCUUCGGAUUCACAUUCACACUAUCUCCAACGCCUUAUCGUCCCAAUGCUGGAUCCGCACAGUAUUUGGGAGUUCUCAACAAAGAGAACGAUAGGGAUCCUAGGAAUCACGUCUUCGCAGUGGAGUUCGACACGGUGCAAGGAUCCAGAGACGAUAACACUGACAGAAUAGGAAACGACAUCGGUCUGAACUACAACAGUCGUACUUCGGACAUCCAAGAGCCGGUCGUGUAUUACAACAAUGACGAUCCUAACAAGAAAGAAGAUUUCCAGCUAGAGAGUGGAAACCCGAUUCAAGCACUUCUGGAGUACGACGGACCAACACAAACACUAAACGUCACCGUUUAUCCGGCGAGAUUGGGGUUUAAACCCACAAAGCCUUUGAUCUCUCGACAGGUUCCAAAACUGUUGGAGAUUGUGCAACAAGAAAUGUAUGUGGGAUUCACGGCAGCGACGGGGAGAGAUCAGUCGAGUGCUCACUACGUGAUGGGUUGGAGUUUCUCAAGCGGCGGCGGAGGAGAUCGUCCAAUGGCAGAUGUGCUUAACCUCUCGGAGCUUCCUCCUCCGCCGCCGAAUACGGCCAAGAAGAGAGGCUUCAAUUCUCAGGUCAUCGUUCUGAUCGUGGCGUUAUCAGCCGUUAUGCUGGUCAUGCUUGUGUUACUCUUCUUCUUCGUCAUGUACAAGAAGAGAUUGGGACAAGAAGAAAUGCUAGAAGACUGGGAAAUCGAUCAUCCUCGCAGAUUGAGGUACAGAGAUCUCUACGCUGCCACUGAUGGUUUCAAGGAGAAUAGGAUUAUCGGAACCGGAGGAUUCGGAACCGUUUUCAAAGGAAAGCUCCCAAACUCAGAUCCCAUCGCAGUGAAGAAGAUAAUCCCAAGUAGCAUGCAAGGUGUUCGAGAAUUCGUCGCAGAGAUCGAGAGUUUGGGGAGACUAAGGCAUAAGAAUCUAGUGAAUCUCCAGGGAUGGUGCAAACACAAGAGCGAUCUCUUGCUAAUUUACGAUUACAUCCCCAACGGAAGCUUGGACUCGUUGCUCUACACGGUACCGAGACGAAGCGGCGCCGUUUUGUCGUGGAACGUGCGUUUUCAAAUCACCAAAGGAAUCGCGUCUGGUUUGUUGUAUCUUCACGAAGAAUGGCAGAAGAUCGUGAUUCAUAGAGACGUGAAACCUAGCAAUGUCCUGAUUGACUCCAGCAUGAACCCUAGGUUGGGUGAUUUCGGGCUCGCGAGGCUCUACGAACGCGGAACUAUAUCAUCGCAAACGACAGCGCUAGUUGGAACCAUUGGGUAUCUGGCGCCGGAGCUAUCCCGCAACGGCAAACCAUCAACCGCGUCUGAUGUUUUCGCGUUCGGCGUUUUGCUGUUAGAGAUCGUCUCCGGGAGAAAACCAACGGAUUCCGGUAGCUUCUUCUUGGUCGAUUGGGUUAUGGAGCUGCACGCGAGCGGUGAGAUUCUAAGCGCAAUCGAUCCGAGGCUUGGAUCUGGUUACGAUGGGGGAGAAGCAAAGCUUGCUCUCGCCGUCGGAUUGCUGUGUUGCCACCAAAACCCGGAGUCUCGGCCGUCGAUGAGAAUGGUACUUAGGUAUCUAAACGGAGAUGAGAAUGUUCCUGAGAUUGAGGAUGAUUGGGGAUAUUCGAAUCCUUCAAGGAACGAAUUCGGAUCCAAGUUUGUAGGAUUUGUUUCGUCGAGCCCUGUCGCUUCUUCUUCUUCCUUGGCCACCAGAGUUUCUUCAAUUUCUCGCAUCAGUGGCACUGGAUAGGGCGGCGCGGCGCAUUGUAAUUUUCUUUUCCGUUGUAAGCAAUGCAAUAUUGAAUAUUCUGAUAAUCAGUUUUUUUUUUAGGAUAAGUGAUUAUCAUUUAUCACUGGUUUAGCAAUUUAUUAGUAAAUAGACACCGCCAGUUUUGUUUUUCUUUUUUAUAUAUCCGGAUUAUGCAGCAUGUCCAUUUUGAUCGUUGAACCAACCAGUUAGUUCUAUAUUCAAUUCAUUAAUAAUUUAAUA
This is a messenger RNA of Camelina sativa (false flax), 2037 nucleotides long. The record is from RefSeq and is a predicted model, not a curated record. Lineage: Eukaryota; Viridiplantae; Streptophyta; Magnoliopsida; Brassicales; Brassicaceae.